This is a messenger RNA of Gavialis gangeticus (Gharial), 2446 nucleotides long. RefSeq names its product dishevelled segment polarity protein 1 (gene DVL1). Lineage: Eukaryota; Metazoa; Chordata; Crocodylia; Gavialidae. The coding region runs from base 436 to 2298 and encodes 620 amino acids. Gene Ontology annotation, molecular function: frizzled binding. The record is from RefSeq and is a predicted model, not a curated record. Gene Ontology annotation, cellular component: cytosol. Gene Ontology annotation, biological process: intracellular signal transduction; canonical Wnt signaling pathway. The transcript has 13 exons.
AGGCACGGUGGGGUUGAGUGCUGGGUUUUGGUUUUUUUUUUUAAAGGAUUUCAUAGGAAAUCCAGGCUGAAGUUUGUUCUGCCCAGUCUGGCCAGCAGAAGUUGUGCUUUAAAUCCCUUGAAGAUUCAGUGCUCACCAGAUGGGCUGCCUCUCGGGCACAAGCUUCUUUGGGAUUAUGUCACGGAGGAAGACCAAUGCAGACGUACGCUUCCCCCCCCGCAAUAAUCUUUGAAUCUUCGGAAACGGAAUUUGCUUAAUGACCCAGCUGGAGCUGCGAUCAGGCUUACUUUCUUUCAGAAACAAUUAUUGUUCGGGUACAGAGCGAGAGAACCUUGUGUGGCUGGAUUUGUUUGCUCGACUUGUGCAGACUUGCGCAGAGUGUCUGUCACGUUGCAUACGGCGGACACCUUCGCUGGGCAUCAGGUGGGCAGGGCGAUGGUUACACCCACGUUUUUGGAAUGCUUUGGUAGAAGCCGAUCCCGGCAGGGGAGGCAGCAGGAGCACCAGCAGCAGCCACGUCCCUCUCAAAGACCCCAGCACAAUAGGAGGCAUUGCCACAAGUGGUGUCACCACCUGAUGAGGCCUUUGGAACCAGUCCGAUGCUAUCCAGAAGCUCAGCCCCGUGUGCAUCGCUUCCCUCGAAUCAAUGGACACCCCAAGCUGGACAGGCACCGCGAGCACCCCCCUGGUUAUGACAGCUCUUCCACCAUGAUGAGCAGUGAGUUGGAAUCCAGCAGCUUCAUUGACUCUGAUGACGACGAUAAUACGAGCAGGUUGAGCAGCUCUACUGAGCAAAGUACGUCAUCCCGGCUGAUCCGGAAACAUAAACGCAGGAGGAGGAAACAAAGGAUGCGGCAGAUUGACAGGUCAUCCUCCUUUAGCAGCAUCACAGAUUCCACCAUGUCUCUAAACAUCAUCACCGUCACGCUCAACAUGGAAAAAUAUAAUUUCUUGGGGAUCAGCAUUGUAGGACAGAGCAACGACCGGGGAGACGGCGGGAUUUACAUUGGCUCUAUUAUGAAAGGAGGGGCCGUGGCAGCAGAUGGCCGUAUUGAACCGGGAGACAUGCUUCUACAGGUGAAUGACGUCAACUUUGAGAACAUGAGCAAUGACGAUGCAGUACGGGUUUUGCGGGAAAUAGUCUCCAAGCCUGGACCUAUCAGCCUAACAGUGGCCAAAUGCUGGGACCCCACACCCAGGAGUUACUUCACUAUCCCCAGGGCUGAACCAGUGAGGCCAAUCGACCCUGCAGCGUGGAUCUCUCAUACCACAGCCAUGACGGGAGCAUACCCCCGUUACGGUAUGAGCCCCUCCAUGAGCACCAUCACAUCUACCAGCUCCUCACUAACAAGCUCAAUUCCCGAUUCGGAAAAAUUAGAAGAAUCUCCCUUAACUGUGAAGAGCGACAUGGCCACUAUCGUCAAGGUUAUGCAGUUACCUGACUCAGGCCUCGAAAUCCGAGACAGGAUGUGGUUGAAAAUUACCAUCUCCAAUGCAGUAAUAGGGGCAGAUGUGGUUGACUGGCUUUACACGCAUGUGGAGGGCUUCAAAGACCGACGAGAGGCUAGAAAAUACGCCAGCAGCAUGUUGAAACAUGGCUACCUCAGGCACACUGUGAACAAAAUCACCUUCUCGGAGCAGUGCUAUUACGUCUUUGGGGACCUCUGUGGCAAUAUGGCUGCAUUGAACCUCAACAAUGGGUCAAGCGGAGCCUCAGAUCAGGACACUCUUGCUCCACUCCCACAUCCUGCUGCACCUUGGCCAUUAGGCCAAGGGUACCCCUAUCAGUACCCACUCCCUGCUCCAUGUUUCCCACCAGCAUACCAGGACCCAGGCUUCAGCUAUGGCAGUGGCAGUGCGGGUAGCCAGCAAAGUGAAGGAAGCAAGAGCAGCGGCUCCAACCGAAGCAACAGCGAGAACAGCAGGAGGGCUCUCGGCAGGGAGAAGGACCGCAAGUCAGCCGGCAGCGGCAGCGAAUCCGACCACACGGCCCGCAGCGGAGGGGGAGCCAGCGGCGUGCGGCGCGAACGGCCCGUCAGCCAGCUCAGCCACCGGAGUCACGCCUCUGCCGCCCACAGCGAGCGAAGCCACCACAGCCACCAUUCGUACGGGCCUCCAGGAGUGCCCCCCCUCUACAACCUGCCAAAGCUCGGCUCCAAAGUCUACGGGACGAGCGGACCCCCCGGAGGGCCUCCCGUCAGAGAACUGAGCUCCGUGCCUCCAGAGCUGACGGGGAGCCGGCAGUCUUUCCAGAAGGCUAUGGGCAACCCUUGUGAAUUCUUUGUUGACAUCAUGUGAGAGGAAGUGCCUUCAGACUCUACUUUUCAGGGGGAGGGGGUUUGGUUUUUUUCGGUUGGGUUUUUUUGGUCGUUGUCAAACACUUUAAGAAAGAAACCUAGGAUGUCUUGCAUGUAACAGCUUCCUGACUCGCCAUCGUGUUGCAAAA